AUGCCGCGAACCGCAUCCGCGACAGCAGGUGGUCGCAAGACCGCCAAGAAGGCCACGACCUCAGACCAAGUGGCCCUAGAGCAGCCCGCCACACCAGCAACCAGCGCCCCACCCACCACCACUGUCGACACAACACCCGCCCCGCCACCCGUCGACACCGAGCUGCUUGUCGACACAGAGGCACUGACCUACGGAGACUUGCGUCGUUUGCGGAAACGGGUCUACUACUCGGUUCACAACCCUGAGGUGGAGCUCCUCGCCGUGGCAGACUUCGUCUUCGAGGCCAGCAGUCAGCCGUUCCCACACAACCCCCAAUCUCCGACUCAGCUUCCCGACCCACCGACGCCAAAAACGCGCCGGAAGCUCCGCCUCGCCUCGACGGGCACAGCAGCUGCCUCCCAAGACACCACAACCACCACCAAGGGCAAGAAGAAGGCGACAACCCAGCGGAAGAAGGCCACACUGGCGUCAAAGGCCACCGGCGCCAAGAAGAAGACACCAUCGACGAAGAAGACCUCCGGUGGUCCUCGCGCAAGUGCCAAGAAGUGCAGCAUUUCGACAUUGGCACCCAAACUCUCCGUCCUGGAGCAGCCUCAGCACGCUGGGCCCACUCCGACCGUGUCAGCUGCAAACGAGAUUACAUCCUCAAAGAGAGGCCCUAGUGCCGCGGCUGUGGCGCCUGCGAACACACCCAACGGCAACGACGGCACUGGCGACUCUGAGCAGCAGCACCAGCAGCAGCAUCCGCAAAAGAAGAAGGCCAAGGUCGCAAAGGUUGGCGCUGGCAAGCCAAAGGACGCCGUUGCCAAGGCGCGCGCAGCAAAGGGUGCCAAGCAGAAGAGCGCCGCUGCCAAGCACACAAGCACCAAGGCCGCCACGCCCAAACGUGGCCUUGCAACAGCCAAGGCAAAGGCGUCCAAGAGUGCUGCCACCAAGGGGGCGACCGCAAAGCGCAAGCCCCAACCAGAUACACCAUGCAGCGAGAGCCAUGGCCCCACCCCACAGCCAGGCGCUGCCAUCCCCGCUUCACUCAUCCCCGUGGUCAAUGGCGAGGGAGUGCCCGUGCGCAAGCGCCCAAAGCGGGCAUCCCGCCCACCCCUGCGCUACCGCAAGGCAGAAGCCGGCGGCGAUUCCAGCGACAGCAGCAGCGACAACAAAGGCGCUACACCAGCGCCGCCGCUAGCGCCGGCAGUGGAGGGCGGCAGUGUGGGCACCACGCAGCAGCAGCAGCAGCAGCAGACACCGCAUACCCCGGGCCGCAAGCCGACCAAGAAGCGCAAGGCUGCGAAGCGCCCCCCAGCUUCUCAGCGCGACGGUACCUACAAGCCCUCAAGGGUUUCUUCGGCCCGUGCAAAGUCCAAGCGGCAGCCUCGCAAAGUCAACCAAGCCCUGGAAGUUCUCGUGGAGGAGCUUGGCCGCUGCGAGCGAAAGCUCAAGUUUGUCUCGCUGCAAGCAGGUGACGUGGUGGUCGUCAAGCGGUUGCCCGGGGCCCUGGAAGGAUGCAUUGUUCGCAAGGGGGAGGCACAGGAGGGCGAAAAGGCCGUCGUCGUGCAACCGCCCAUGUUCCCCAGCACUUGGGUUCGCCUCAAAGUUGGCGACCGGCCAGAGAUUAGCGCGCGCCCGUCCAAUCUCGACUGGGAGCCCACCGAGGAGCGCAUCAACGGCAUUCGCCCUGCUCGCGCCGCCCUCAAGCGGUUGGGUAGCACGGUUCUGUUCAACUUCCUCAAAGAGGGCGCAGACAUUGUGAUCAAGUCCAAGAGUGGCGGGUGUCACCGCGGCAAGCUCACGGGACCGCCCAACUUUCCAUCGACGUGGAUUGUUGUGACGGAAACGCUCCCCGACGGCACGACGCGCUUGCACAAGUGCCGGAGCUCCAACGUCGUGGAAGUGAGCCGCUUUGGGAUGACGGUCAACCCAGAGAAGAUUGACAUCGCGCUGGCCCGCAAGGUUGUCGAGUGCAUGAAGGCCGAGAAGCAAGCAGCGGCCGGCAACCAGCCACAGGUCAGCCCCAGCAGCAGCGGCAGUCAGCCCACGUCCGCCGACAGCCCGUCGUCCUCAGCAGCGUCUUCAGCAUCGUCAUCGCCGUCAACAACAACAGCCGCAGUGACAACGGCGAAGAGGAAAGCGCAGCGGCCGGGGCGGCAGCGGCAAGGUCAAACCGGACGCGGAAACAUCAGCCGCGGGCAAGCAGAUAAAGGCGAGACCAGCGUCAGCAGUCCACGGCCGCUGCAGGCCCAGGGCAUGAGCGUCUACAACAGCGCUGUGUUCAUCCAGCCACACGGCGCGAGUCAUCAGCAGCAUCCACAUCCACACAUGGGGUUUGUGGUCACCAACGGGUACUGGGUAGCUCCAGGUGGCAUGCACUGGGGACCACAAGUGGCAAUGCUACCUGCUUCUGCAACAACAGCAACAACACCGGACGCGGCAGCAGCGGCACCGACGAAGACGUCAGCGCUGCCAUCAGCAACCACAGCACCGACACAUGGCAUGUCUGGCAUGUCCACGGCAGCCAUGGCACAAGCGCCAUCCGCACCACCUGGCAUGAUGCCCAUGAUGCCGGGCAUGGCGCACAUGCCUCUCAUGUUCCAUCCCGUGGGGUCACAUGGCGUGCCCAUGACAAUGAUACCAGCCAUGUCACCGUCGCCUGUGCAGGGCAUCACCGCCUCAACAACAGCAGCCGCAACAGCAACAGCAACAGCAACAGCAACAACAACAACAGCAGCAACAGUAGCAACAACAACAACAACAACAACUUCUUCUUCUUCUUCGUCUGCUGCUGUCGCUGCUGUAAAACCUAUGAAUGUUGCAUCCGCUACUGCCGGAUCCUCGUCCACCUCCUCAUCCUCCUUCACAGUGCCACUCUACGCACCCGAUGUGGAAGGACAGCCGGCCGCUGCCACCGCCACCACCACAACCACCGCCACGAGCGCGAGUGAGAGCACAGGGCCCGCGGCCGUGUCAGCCACAACGACAGCCGCCUUGGCCUUGGUCAGCCUGUCUUCAUCGCGCCCUGCGUCCCCGGAUACCGAUACUGGUUGUUCAGUGCCGGGCAGCACAAUCGCCGCGCCAGGCGCGUCAACGGCAGCGAGCGUGACAAGUACAGGCGCUGGCAUUGCUACCGCGGGUACCACAGCGGCGAGCAUGCCAAACACAGCCAUGGGCAAUGCCAGUUUCUACACGGCGGCCGGCUUGGGUGGAGUGGGCACGACCACGGUGAGCACUGCGUCUUCGACGACGGCUACGCAGGCUUUCUACAACCCAAGCACAAGGGGGCAGUUUGCUGCUACUGCUGCACCUGCAUGGCAGCCGAUGGCCUCGUCAGCAAUGCCAGCGGUUGCCACGGGAAGAAGGGUUGUGAGCACCAUGCCGUCUUCUGUGGCUUGUGCGACGGGCGGAGAAUCGUCCUGGUCGCAACCGGCAGCAGCACCAGCUCCAACACAUACAGUGCUGCUGCCACCAGGGCCCAUCUCCACAGCCAUCUCCGCAAGCACCGCCAGCAUGAACGCAGCCGGCAUCGGCGGCACCGCGACAACAACGAGUGGCGGCUCAGCAAGCACGCCGUUGCCGACCACGACGACGCCACCAGCAUUCACAAGCCGCGCCACCACAAGCAGCUCCAUCACCACUAACGACACGACUGCGACGCCUGUGACCACCAACACCACCAGCAGUACCAGCAGCAGCUUGUUCCCUGCGAGCACAACGCCUGGUGAAGAUCAGCGACCAGCAAAGUCCAAACGCAAGACGCUGCCCAUGUCCAGCGUCUCAACGACACUUCUUCAGGAGGCGAUGAUGGCUGCAGUGAAGAAGAAGGUGGCCGAAGCGAACCAGCCACCACCUCCGCCACCAGCGCACAAGACGACUGUCAACCCCAGCACGGGUCUGCCCAUGUGUUCGGAUCCUUCCUGCGUGGUCUGCACGACCAAGCCACGCGUGAGGCAGCGGCUUCCAUCCUCGUUUUUCGAGCAGUGGUCUGAUUCGGGGCUUGUGUACAGCCUGGCGCCCACAUCCGCAGCACCAUACGCGGGCCAUCCCCAUGCCAGUGGUGAUUAUCCCUACACCCCUGCUAACGUGGCUCAGGCCUACAUGCACAGCGGUGCACCCAUGACGCACGUCGGCACUGGUGGUGCUGGCACUGGUGGCGCAGGUGUUGGUGGCGCAGGUGUUGGUGGCGCAGGUGUUGGUGGCGCUGGUACUGCCCACCCCAUCAUGGGCCCUACCUUCUUUGGCUUCCAGUCAUCGCCUUCAAGUGCCACCGUGACCACCAGCACAACAACCACCAGCGCUGCAACUGCAAGCACCGCAACCGUGGGUGUAGUGACGACUGCAUCGCCUGCCACCACAUGUACCACUUCAACCACUGGCAUCGCUACCACAGUCACUGCUGCGCCCACCACCUCUGCCAGCACCAGCACUGGUGUCAUUGGCGCCACCCCUGUCACUUCCAUCGCCACGACAACCUCAAGCAGCACCGGCAUUGGCAGGGGCACCAGCAGUGCUCCCACCACCUCCGUGGCCCCAGCUGUCAUGCCAUCACAAGCUUCAGGUGUGGAAUCGUCUACUCCUUCAGCGACUCUGCCUGGCACUCCACCACCACCACCGCCACCGCCACUGCGUGCAACAACAGAAGCAGCCACAGCCAGUGAUGACCCCUCCACCGAGCGUGCAUGA
Molecule: messenger RNA, 4671 nt
Organism: Salpingoeca rosetta
Lineage: Eukaryota; Choanoflagellata; Craspedida; Salpingoecidae
Exons: 6
Coding region: 1-4671 (1556 amino acids)
Source: RefSeq, a predicted model, not a curated record